Molecule: messenger RNA, 411 nt
Organism: Saccostrea echinata
Lineage: Eukaryota; Metazoa; Mollusca; Bivalvia; Ostreida; Ostreidae
Exons: 3
Coding region: 27-350 (107 amino acids)
Molecular function (GO): calcium ion binding
Source: RefSeq, a predicted model, not a curated record
AUUUUUAAGCUCAAUAGAAGGUCAUUAUGAAGGUUGUAAUUGUCCUGAUCGCCUGUUUGUUCCAAGGAUCUGUCAAUUCCUCAAAGGAGGAAGAUGUACGUUUGUCUUGUAACUUUGGUUCCUACGACUCGGACUCGAAUGCAAAAAUUGAUCGAGAUGAGUUUUUGGAGGCAACUAUCGGAUACAACAAACAUGACCCUAAAAAAGUGUUUGCACGUCUUGAUAUGAACAAAAAUGGAGAAGUUGAUUACUCCGAAUUUGUAAAAAUGUCACCAGCUCUUCAGAAAGAUGGUGUCUUUGGUCAUUGUAGGCGACGCUGGUGUAACGGUUGUACUUUUUGGAAAAAAUGAAGACGCUAGAAUGAACAUGUUAAUGCUACUGUGAUUAUUAAAUCAGCUGCAAUUCACAUGA